Molecule: messenger RNA, 2422 nt
Organism: Oncorhynchus kisutch (coho salmon)
Lineage: Eukaryota; Metazoa; Chordata; Actinopteri; Salmoniformes; Salmonidae
Product: reticulon-2
Exons: 10
Coding region: 174-1646 (490 amino acids)
Biological process (GO): endoplasmic reticulum tubular network formation; neuron differentiation; brain development
Cellular component (GO): endoplasmic reticulum membrane; postsynaptic density; neuron projection
Source: RefSeq, a predicted model, not a curated record
AGGACGGGGAGGGUGCAUAGAGGGAGAGCCAGAGAGAGAAACAGCAGUGCUGCAUCGGUGGAACGAGGGAGGGAGGGAGGUGGAAGAGGGAGAGAGCAGCGAGAGAGAGAGAGAUCCAGAGGAAGAGAGGGGGGCUUCCAGACUGGAUGGGCCCAGCAGUGCCUUGAUGGAGCAUGGGCCAGGUUCUAGGAUUCUCCCACUGCAAGGAAUAUGGUUCUGUCUCCUCCACGCCUGAUUCAACACCUCCCUGCACUGACGGUGGGAAUGAGGAGUCUGAGCUGUACGACCUGCAGACAGCCAGGGAGUGGUCUGACGAAGAAGACGGGGGUCCGGAGGAUGAUGACGGUGGAGCUUCAUCCCCCUCCAUUUGGGGGACCCCGAGACAGAACUCCUUCGAGCCCACCUUCUCCUACAUCGCCAUCGCCGAGGCCGAGGCAGGCGGAGCCUCACGACAUCAUCGUGACUCAUCGUCAGGGAGCCGGCGGAGGGGCGGGGCCAGGGGAGGCCGCACCUCCCUGAUCCGCACGGACACCGUGGAAUCGCUCCUCCCCCUGGACUCCCCCGACGUGGAGUGGGACCCCCACAUCUUCCUCACCCUAGAGGAUGAGGAGGAGAGGGAGAGGGAGGAAAGGGAGAGGGACCCCCAUAUCUUCCUCACCCUAGAGGAUGAGGAGGAGAGGGAGGAAAGGGAGAGGGAUGUCCACACACAGACUGUGACAGUCCAGGAUUCUCUCCUAGAUACUGAGCUUGAACCUCAAGAGAGGGAAACAGAGACCCAGAGAGAGGAGACAGAGCCCCUGGAGCCCCAGCACUACAGUCCCUCUGACAGCCACCAGGCAUCACCACCCCCUGAGCCUGAGUCCCUCGUAACCAUGGAAACCACCGUCCCACUGCUCACGGCUGUGCGACCAAGAGGCGGCCUCACCGAUGACGUGUCAUCCACUUCCUCCACCUCCAUUGGUCGAAACACUCAGGAAGAGCUGGUUAGCGAACAGUGGUUUUCGGUGCUCAACCUAUCAGGCCCUACGAUAUGCACCCACAUAGCAGUGAUGGAUCUGAUCUACUGGAAGGACACAGAGCGUACAGGCAUGGUAUUCACAGGGCUGGUGGUGGUUUUGCUGUCCUUGUUCCAGCUCAGCAUCAUCACAGUCAUCUCCACCAUCUCCCUGGGCGCCCUGUGCUUCACUGUCUCAGUCAGCCUCUACUAUAAGAUCCUGCACGUGCUCAACAUGGGAGACGGAGUGCCCCCCUUCAAGGCGUAUCUAGAUUUGGAUAUCAGUUUCAGUGGGGAGCUGGCUGACCAAUACACUCAGAAGGUCAUCGUUGCAGUCGUCUCUGCUGCUAACUCACUCAAGAAUCUCUUCCUGGUUGGAAACCUCUUCGACUCUCUCAAGCUCCUGGCUCUGAUGUACCUGGUGACUUUCCUAGGAGACCUGUGUAAUGGCCUUACUGUGCUCAUCAUUGGUGUGAUCGCUCUAUUCUCUCUACCGCUGGUCUACAGGCAGCACCAGGCAAAAGUGGACGGCUUCGUUGCAGGAAUUCAGGCCAACGUUGACAACGCCAAGGACAUUCUCCACAGAAUUGCCCAAGGUGGUGGUCCCACCCCUGACACAACCCCUGGCGGUGCCAAGCCCAAAACACAAUGAAGAGUCAUGGCGGACAGGGGAGGAGGAUGAGGAGCAGAGAAGAGAAGAGGAGGAGUUACAGGCUGUCACUCAGAUGUCUUACUCAGCAGUCUGUUCUCAGAGCUCCAGAACGUGGAGUUUCUGCGAUGGGGGGGGGGGGGGGGGGGGGGGUUGUGUAGGGAGUCAAACCAUGGGGUUGGGACAUGAUGAUACAUGACUGUAUACUGUAUGGUGGGAUAGGGUAGGUUGCUAGUGGGUGAGGAUGAGGGAACGGGAGUGAUAUCUGGACGGGAGUUGUUGCUGUUUCGAAGGAAGGUUUAAGACACAGCUCAGUGUUAAAUGACCUACAUGGGUGAUUGUGGCUUGAAUGAUAGACACUGUGGCAGUCCAGAAAAGUAAUAAGACUGAUUGGAACCUCGAACUCUAGGAGACCUGUGUGUUCCUUAUUGACAGCUGUAUAUCUGAACAGAGGGAAGUAAAAACUUCAGAAUAGAGUCCAGCGGGACUGGAGUUCACCAGGAGCUAGGACAGGGUCAGGCCCGGGUCAGAGGUUAGAGUUCACCAAACAAGAGUUCAUCAUUAUUCAUGGCAGCCUAACACUUGGAAUCAGGAUGUGCGUGUGUGUGUGUGUGUGUGUGUGUGUGUGUGUGUGUGUGUGUGUGUGUGUGUGUGUGUGUGUGUGUGUGUGUGUGUGUGUGUGUGUGUGUGUGUGUACACAGUAUGUGUGAGUUGACAUGCAGCUUGUUGAUCUGAACCUGUUACCUGAGAGCUAUUAAAACCACAAUUUGUUAUUUUAA